AUGGCUGAUAAUGACAUCUUAGGCCCCGUGGCCCAGAACGUCAAGGACCAGACUGCAAAGACAUCUGCCGAGUUUUCCAACCUAGCCAAUGCCCGGCAAACACCUCCCCAGACCGCUGCUACCGGCCAACCUUUGACCCAUUAUCAUUCGUUCUUCUCGGAGCUCUUGUCAUGGAACAACCCUCGAGCUUCUGCCAUCGCCUACGCUUCUAUCGUCUCGGCCAUCUUCGUGGCUAGAUACCUCGACGUCAUCCGAUACACCUUCAAGCUCUCGUACAUGGCCUUGGCUGUUACUAUCCUUGCUGAAGUCGCCGGAAAAGCCGUCCUUGGCAACGGUCUUACUACCCAGUUCCGACCCCGCAAGUAUUACACCAUCCCCCGAGAGACGCUUGACGCCUUGAUCGGCGACGCCCACGAACUCCUUAACUUCUUCGUUAUUGAGGCUCAGCGAAUCCUGUUUGCCGAGAAUGUCACCGCCUCAGUUGUGGCUGCUAUUGGAGCAUUCCUUUCCUACUACUUGGUUAAGAUUGUCCCUUACUGGGGUCUUGCCUUGAUCUCCACUACGCUCCUGUUCUUCGUGCCUCUAGUCUACGCGACUAACCAGGAACUCAUUGAUCACUACCUUAAGCAGGCCUCUGAUGUGAUUAACAGCCAAACCGAGCAGCUACGUGAAGUUGCCAGCAAGCACACUUCCCAGGCGACCGAGCUCACCAAGCAAUACGUGGGUGACUACACUGCCAAGGCCCAGCAAAUUCUCCAUGGCCAAACUAAGGCUGCUCCUCAGACCAACCUGAAGGACUCUGACUUCCCUAAGGCCCCUAAGGAGACCUUCCAGAACAAGCAGGAGGAAUCUUCUGAGGAGGAAUCCGAGGAUGAGCAGGUGCCUCUGGUCUCUGCUUAG
Molecule: messenger RNA, 900 nt
Organism: Daldinia vernicosa
Lineage: Eukaryota; Fungi; Ascomycota; Sordariomycetes; Xylariales; Hypoxylaceae
Product: Reticulon-domain-containing protein
Exons: 3
Coding region: 1-900 (299 amino acids)
Source: RefSeq, a predicted model, not a curated record